CAUUAUGACAUUUCAGUUGGUUACCAUGGAAAUCAAUGCAGAUGUUCUAUACUGUGAUCUCUUGUCUGCCUCCAAUGGCUAGAGGAAGGCUGUGAGGGGGAGACCAUCUUUCCUCUUUGGUCUAAGGUGUGUGAAGAAGAGACAGAGAGAGGACAGACUAGUUUCACUGAAGGUUAACUGGGCUGGAAAGCUCCAUGCCAUGUCACAGAAGAGUGACCCCUCCACCUCCAGGAGGAGUGAUGUCCAGCACAUCUACAAGGGCUACGCCUCCAAACAUGGCGACCUCCUCACCGCACCCGCCCUCCUCAUGUUCCUCCAACAGGAACAGAUGGAGACAUCAGCCAAUCAGGAGACUGCUGAGGCCUUGAUUGACAGAUAUGAGAUAGAUGACACAGCCAGAGCAGAGAAGAGGAUGACAUUCGAGGGCUUCUUCAGGUUCAUUGAGUCCAAAGACUGCUGUGUGUUUGACCGUAACCAUACAGUAGUCUACCAGGACAUGAAGCAGCCGCUCUGCCAAUACUUCAUCUCUUCCUCUCACAACACCUACCUGACCGGAGACCAGCUGGUGGGGAAGAGCCACCUGGACGCCUAUAUCAGUGCUCUAAGGAAAGGCUGCCGGUGUCUGGAGAUUGACUGCUGGGAUGGUCCAGACCAUGAGCCCAUCGUCUACCAUGGCUACACGCUCACCAGCAAGAUCCUCUUCAAAGACGUCAUCUCCACCGUGAAGGACUACGCCUUUGCGGCGUCUCCUUACCCAGUCAUCCUUUCCCUGGAGAACCACUGCAGCCGGGGGCAGCAGGAGGUCAUGGCCCAUUACCUCACCUCCAUCCUGGGAGACACGCUGCUGGAUACCAGCCUACCCCUGGAUGAGCCCCCCCUUGGAGAGCUGCCAAGCCCUGAUGACCUGAAGUAUAAAAUUCUCAUUAAGAACAAGAAGCUGAGCCCUGACCCAGAGGCGGAGGCUGAGGCCGAGCAGAGCGAGGCAGCCACGCCUGAGCCAGAGCCGGCCGAACUUGAGCCAGAUCCUGAGCUGGAUGCAGAGGAGAGCGGAGAGGAAGAGGACGCAGAUGAGGAUGAGGAGGAAGUGCCGGCCAAGAAGAGCAAGAAGAAGAAAAAGAAGAAGGUUGUGGUAGCACAGGCCAUGUCCGACUUGGUCAUCUACACCAAGUCUGUGAAGUUUAGAAGCUUCGCGCACUCUAGGGAGAGCCAGCAGUUCUACGAGAACACGUCAUUUGCAGAGAAAAAGGCCAAGAAGCUGGUGAAGCACUCAGGAGCAGAGUUUGUGCAGCACAACACACGGCUCCUGAGCAGGGUCUACCCAGCCGGCUCCCGCACCCGCUCCUCCAACUUCAACCCCCAGGAGUUCUGGAACGCCGGCAUCCAACUCGUGGCGCUCAACUUCCAGUCCUUUGGCUCCGGCAUGGACUUGAACAAUGGGCGUUUCCAGGACAACGGGGGCUCGGGCUACGUUCUGAAGCCCCAUUUCCUGCGCGCUAGCGAGACCAGCUUUGAUCCAAACGCUUCCACACACAACCUGAGGCCAGCACAGCUCCUGUUGAAGGUGAUCAGUGCGUCCAACCUGCCGGCCCCCAGGACAGGUAAGGAGCUGGACCCCUUUGUCAGGGUGGAGGUCUUCGGGGCCGUUUCCGACUGCUGCAAACGGCAGACUGACGCAGUCAAGCACAACGCUCUUAAUCCUCGGUGGGGUGUUCCGAUGAACUUCACCAUCGCCGUGCCAGAGCUGGCCCUAAUCCGGCUGUCCGUCCGUGACCAGAUCGGACUCCUCAAGAACGAGCUUGUCGGCCAGUACACCCUCCCCUUCACCAGCAUGAAGAAAGGUUACCGCUGGGUUCCAGUCCUGUCUCGUGAAGGCCUCAGCCUGGACCCUGCCUCUCUCUUCAUAUUUGUGUGGUAUGACUGAGGUCUGACUCCUCUUCAUAAAUACUUCGUACCCAGUAAAGGAUGCAGUCUAGAGUGAAUUUAAUGAGCACUACCAAAGAUGCUAAAUAAGAAGUCUUCCACCCUGUAAGUUUUUGUGGUAUGACUGAGCUCCAGCUCCUGUGAAGUCUUCAUCACUGAUGGGCACAACAGAUUCACGAGUCACAAUCCAGUGCCACAUAUUCCAAAUUACUUGUUUUACCUGUCCAAUGCAGCCAGGUGAUUGGCUGGUUGAAUGAUUACCAUGUUGAAUUGGACAGGUAAAACAUGGUCAUUUGGAAUAUGUGGCACUAAAUUAUAAUUACAUAAUGAAUCCAUUUUGCCCAUCACUGGUCUUCAUAAAAAAUACAUGCAUACUCAGUAAAUGUUGCAGUCAGACAGAGUCAACACUUAAAGAACAGUACCAAAGGCGCUAAAUAAGAAGAGUCUUCCACUCUCCAAGUGCUGAAUACAUGAAAAUUCAGAGUCAAACUGAACAGAGUGUGCAACAGCUCAAAGAUCCAUGCACAGCUUCUAUGUGCUGGCCACACCUGACAGGUCUCAGGUAAUGCCUGGGCGAACCUGAUGACGCACAGAGGUGAAAUACGUUGUUCACUCUGGAUAAACGAACAAAAAGUCAAACAAGUGUGCAGUAAACUUGUUUUCUUUUGAA
This is a messenger RNA of Engraulis encrasicolus (European anchovy), 2590 nucleotides long. Its product is annotated as 1-phosphatidylinositol 4,5-bisphosphate phosphodiesterase zeta-1-like. Gene Ontology annotation, biological process: lipid metabolic process; positive regulation of cytosolic calcium ion concentration involved in egg activation; phosphatidylinositol-mediated signaling. Gene Ontology annotation, molecular function: phosphatidylinositol-4,5-bisphosphate phospholipase C activity. The record is from RefSeq and is a predicted model, not a curated record. The transcript is spliced from 13 exons. Gene Ontology annotation, cellular component: nucleus. The coding region runs from base 200 to 1921 and encodes 573 amino acids. NCBI's taxonomy places the organism in Eukaryota, Metazoa, Chordata, Actinopteri, Clupeiformes, Engraulidae.